CAUGCCUGUUCACCCAAUACAUAAUCACAAGAAUAUGAUUGCAAAAUGUGCCAAAAUACUAAACGAAGAAUGGCCACGUAAUCUCGAAAUUAGAAUUACACAAUUAGAAAAGUCCUGUGAUGAAUUGCCUACUUCUUUAGCUUUUAGUAACGACACCCAAAAAGUUGUUGGUCACUGUAGAUUAUGUAAAGUCUUGGGUCAUGAUGACUGUUGCUAUAUUGAAUCAGUUGUAAUAAAGAAGAAACAUAGAGGUAAAGGAUAUGGAAAGAGACUUAUGAAAGAGGCGGAAAUUUAUGCAAAAAGCAUCGGAAUUACAGUUAUUUAUUUAACAACACACGAUGUUCAAGAUUUCUAUUCGUCUAUAGGAUAUGUGUAUUGUGAACCGAUUGUUACUAUGGGCAUGAAUUCGAAUAAUUUUUGCGAGGACGUUAAAAAAAUGUUGGAAAGUUGCUUCGGUCAAAAGAACAUUUGUAUUAGUGAAAUGAAAAAAAAAGAAAGGAAGCCUGUGGAGAUUAAACAGGCUUCCCCUUCACAGGUCCCGCCGCCACCUGCCCCGCCACCUCCUCCCCCUGCAAUGAGCGAAAGUACAUUCUUCAAAGAGAUUCGACGCCUGGGCAAAAAGGAAGUGAAAUGGAUGAAGAAAGAGCUUUUGUAA
Molecule: messenger RNA, 655 nt
Organism: Dimorphilus gyrociliatus
Lineage: Eukaryota; Metazoa; Annelida; Polychaeta; Dinophilidae
Source: the annotation of a GenBank genome assembly